GUGCCAUACGAUACCAUCCCUUCGAUCGACCGCAAUAUUAUAGCGCAAACCCUCACGAGCCGAUCCGAAACUCACAUUUCGUGUCCAUAUCAACGUUAAAAAAAGAAAAACGUCCCAUCCCAUCCCAUAACAACCCCGCGAAACAAAAUGGUCGCCGACGCCGUCGUAUACCACCCCACGGUGGCGCACUACCUGAAGUUCGUGGCGACGACGGUGGGGCGCGACAAGCUGCUGCGCACGCUGCAGUACUUCUCGCGCUUCUACGCGUGGUACCUGUACCGGACGAACGGGACCAAGGCCGAAGUGGCGCCCUACGAGGCCAUCAAGAAGCAGUUCGGCCUCGCGCGCAAGCUGCUGCGCGUCGGCAAGAACGUCGAGCACUUCAAGGCCGCGGCCCAGGCCGCCGACAACAAGGCCGGCGUGCCCGACGCCGUGCUCCGCUACGCGGCGGUGGGUAGGCAGUUGGGCUAUGCUGGGUACCUUACCUUCGACGCGGCGACGGUGCUCGAUUCGCUCGGUGUGAGGAAGUGGGAGGGCGCGAAGAGGGCGCAGAGGGAGGCUUAUCGCUUUUGGGCUAUGGGCCUGCUGUGCAGUGUCGUGGCUCAGGUGUAUACUUUGUACCGGCUGAGGGAGCGCGAGGCGAAGGUCGAUAAGAAGGAGGGCGAGGGCGUGGUGGAGAGUAAGAGGAUUGUUUUGGAGCGCGCCGCGAGCCAACUGCAGCUCCUGUCGGAUCUCUGCGAUCUGACGGUCCCGACGGCGGCGCUGGGAUGGGUCGGGUUCGACGACGGGUUCGUCGGCCUGGCGGGCACGGUGAGCAGUUUGAUCGGCGUGUAUUCGCAAUGGAAGAAGACCGCGUAAGGAGUCUCGCGAGGCAUUGGAUCAGACGGAUAACUCGGUUAGAGCGUUUCCGGAAAGGAAGAAGUGGUCUGGAGAAGGGUAUCAACG
Molecule: messenger RNA, 945 nt
Organism: Annulohypoxylon truncatum
Lineage: Eukaryota; Fungi; Ascomycota; Sordariomycetes; Xylariales; Hypoxylaceae
Product: peroxisomal biogenesis factor 11
Exons: 2
Coding region: 148-858 (236 amino acids)
Biological process (GO): regulation of peroxisome size; peroxisome fission
Cellular component (GO): peroxisomal membrane
Source: RefSeq, a predicted model, not a curated record